AUGUUAACUAGAAAUUUAGAUAAAGCUAGACAAGCUUACUAUGAGGGUAAUGUUGAAAUGUCUAAAAAGGCACACAGAAACGAAACUGUUUAAGGAUAAGAAGAUGAAAAAUUAAAAAGCGACCAUAAUGAAGAUCACAACAACUCUGGUGCCUACAUAAAGAGUGCGGUUUAUGGUGGUUUAGAUGGUACCAUAACAACAUACUCAGUCGUUAUGGGUGUAGCAGGUGCUAAUCUUGCAACAAUUGUUGUUGUAGCUUUGGGUGUAGCUAACUUGAUUGGUGAUGGUAUUUGCAUGGCCUUAGGUGAUUAUCUUUCAACUAAAUCAGAAAUUGAAUUCUAAAGAAAAGAAAGAGCUAGAGAAGAAUGGGAGGUUGAAAAUAAUCCCGAUGAAGAAAAGAAUGAAAUGGUAGAACUCUAUGAAUAAAAAGGAAUAACAAGAGAAGAUGCCAGAAGCGUUGUUGAAAUCAUUUCUAAAAAUAAAUAAGCUUGGGUUGAUAUUAUGAUGAUUGAAGAAUUAGGAUUAUUGCCUGAAGAAGAAGAUCCAGUAAAAAAUGCAAUUGUCACCUUUAUUGCUUUUGUCUUGUUCGGCUUAAUUCCUUUGAUUCCCUUCAUUAUCAUAGAAAUUGCUUCUAUCAAAGCAAGCAAUACAUUAUUCUAUGUUUCAACAGCAAUGACUGCUACAUUCCUAUUCAUUUUAGGUUUCACAAAAUCUAUGUUCACUUAUUCUAAGUGGUGGAAAAGUGGUCUUGAAACUCUUUUGAUUGGUGUUGUAGCUGCAGGAUCUUCCUAUCUUAUAGGACUUGCAUUCCGUCCUUUGACAGAUGGAGCCAGCGCUUGA
Messenger RNA from Tetrahymena thermophila SB210, 840 nucleotides. RefSeq names its product integral membrane protein. Gene Ontology annotation, molecular function: iron ion transmembrane transporter activity; manganese ion transmembrane transporter activity. Lineage: Eukaryota; Ciliophora; Oligohymenophorea; Hymenostomatida; Tetrahymenidae. Gene Ontology annotation, biological process: intracellular manganese ion homeostasis. Gene Ontology annotation, cellular component: membrane. The transcript has a single exon. The record is from RefSeq and is a predicted model, not a curated record.